AUGGCGUUGUAUGGAACCUCCGACGCUUUAAUGUGCAGGGUGUUUCCCACUACCCUGAGGGGGUCAGCCCGCACAUGGUAUAGCGGCCUGAAGACCGGGACUAUCGCCUCCUUCGACCAGCUCGUCAAAGACUUCGAGCUUAACUUCCUGGCCUACGCUCGACCAAAGUCGUCCGUUGCACUCCUCCUCGGACUCAACCAAAGGGAGGAUGAGCCCCUCUCCCAUUUUGUGAAUCGCUUUACAACACAAAUUCGGGGGUUGUCGGACGCUCACCCCUCUCUGUUAAUGCAGGCGUUUAUGAUAGGCCUGCGGCCUUCCAAAUUCUUCUGGUCCCUUAUGAAGCGACCCCCCACCGUAGUACCCGAGAUGCUUCAACGGGCGAACCAAUACAUUGCGGCAGAGGCCUGGAUGACCAGGAAGCAGGAGGGUCAUAAGCGGGUCAGGCCGGAGCCGACCCGAAGAGAACCACCUACCACGCCGAGAAGUAGGUUGGACCGGCAUGACCCGCCGGCGUUAAGGACCCCCAACCCAAUGAAGAGCCCGCGGGCGCUCGCAGACCAGACGAGGUAUUGUUGUUUCCACCGGCAAACUAGGUAUGACAUUGAGGAGUGCCGCGAGCUGAAGCGGCAGAUCGAGGGGCUCGUCCGUAGAGAGCACCUCGGUCGGUACCUCCGACAAAGUAAGGAGCUGUUGCCCCGCCCGGAGGGUCCCGUUGAGCGCCAGAUCAACGUGAUCAUGGGCGGCCCAGCGUCCGGAGGGAAUAGUAUGUCCGGAAGAAAGGCAUACGCCCGCUCCGCCGAGGCCGAUGCCCCCGGAUACGGCCCCGAGCCCAAAGUCACGUUCCCUCACAAUGGUGCUGAGCGGUCGGAGCACGAUGAUACUCUGGUCAUAACAGCCAGGAUCGCCAACGCCCAGGUUAGGAGGAUCAUGAUCGACAUGGGGAGCUCAGCCGACGUGCUCUAUUUUGAUGCCUUUCAUAAGCUCGGGUUAGUUAGAGAAGCCUUGGAGCCGAUGUGCUCGGCGCUCACCGGCUUCACCGGUGACUCGAUCUCGCCGUUGGGGGCGAUCACCUUGCCCCUAACCCUCGGAUCCCCGCCGAGGUCGAAGAUAGUCAUAACGACCUUCCUGGUGGUAGACCUCCCUACUGUUUACAAUGCGAUCCUCGGCCGCCCGACCCUCAACAAAAUCAGAGUCGUUGUCUCCACUUACCACCGGAUGGUAAAGUUCCCGACCCGCGCUGGGGUCGGGGAAGUCCCCGCGACUCCAGGUGGUGCUACUUGA
This is a messenger RNA of Musa acuminata AAA Group (dessert banana), 1281 nucleotides long. RefSeq lists its product as uncharacterized. NCBI's taxonomy places the organism in Eukaryota, Viridiplantae, Streptophyta, Magnoliopsida, Zingiberales, Musaceae. The transcript has 2 exons. The record is from RefSeq and is a predicted model, not a curated record. The coding region runs from base 1 to 1281 and encodes 426 amino acids.